This is a messenger RNA of Girardinichthys multiradiatus, 4056 nucleotides long. It is a transcript of the gene rfc1, whose product is annotated as replication factor C (activator 1) 1. The transcript has 23 exons. The coding region runs from base 118 to 3609 and encodes 1163 amino acids. Lineage: Eukaryota; Metazoa; Chordata; Actinopteri; Cyprinodontiformes; Goodeidae. Gene Ontology annotation, molecular function: DNA binding; DNA clamp loader activity; ATP binding. Gene Ontology annotation, biological process: DNA repair; DNA replication. The record is from RefSeq and is a predicted model, not a curated record. Gene Ontology annotation, cellular component: DNA replication factor C complex; nucleus.
UCCUGUAGCGGUGCGUCACCUCCUAGCGACCACACUGCUUGGCGCCAAGCAGCUGAAAGAUUUUCUGACUUUUCUGCCACCAACCUGCGUCCAGGGUCCGAGAGAAGCGGGUUCACCAUGGACAUCAGGCGGUUCUUUGGUCCUUUAUCAGGGAAGCCUGCCACAAAUGGAGACAGCAAAGCAGAUAAGAAAAAGACGAAUUCCUCAGAAGAAGAUGUAAAGAAGAAGAAGAAGAAGAAGGAAAACAUUAAGGUCAAAAGCUCCAAAAAUGAAGAGCAUCGGAAAGGCAGCGAGAAGAAAAGAAAGAAACGUCAAGUCAUAGAAUCGGAUUCUGAAGCGGAGGAGGAAGAGCCAGUGAUGAAGUCUAAGAAAUCCUCCAAAGAGAAAGCAAAACCACCUCCUAAGAAGGAUCCAGUGCAGUACGUCUCUGAAACAGACUCGGAUAGUGACAACUUUCAGAGUCUGAAGAAGGUCUCCAAGUCCAAACAGAACUGCACUGAUAAAAAGUCAGAAGAAGAGAGUUGUAGUCCAAAGACCAAAGAGCGGGUGAAGUCUCCUGCUAAGCCCCCUUCCAGCCAGGAGAAAACAGGGAUCAAGAGCCCUAAAGUACCUACAACCCCUAAACUACCCCCUCCCCCUCAGGCCAAACAGACUCCCACCUCUGUAUUCGACUACUUUGGCAGUGGAGAAAUUCACCGCUCGGACAAGAAGCUGGUAGCCAGCACCAAACGAAAGGCUCCAACUCGAAACUCGGAUGACCUGAUAAGCGAUGAGGAAAUGGCCCGUCAGCUGCAGAUGGAAGAGGACAUGGAGGUGGAAAAACAGGUCCAUGAGGACGAGGAGUUUGCCAGAACGUUGGCCAUGCUGGACGCAGAGCCACAGCCCAAAAAAGCGCGCAAAAACUCUGAGGAAAAAGUGGGCCAAACCACGACCCCCAGAAAGAGCAGCCCGUUGAAGACCAGUCAGAGCGCUUCAGAGGACAUGAUUAGUCCAUCGCCCAAGAAGAGCCCUGCUCCGGUCAAAACUAGCUCCAAGCUGGCUAUGAUGAAGAAACGGGAUGAGGUGAAGGACGAAGGAGUGAAAAGUAAAACGCCCACUUCGCCGAUGAAAAACAAAAUUUCUCCAAAGAAAGAGCCCCGUGCUUCAUCGAUUUCAGACAUGAAGUUUACACCCAAAACAGGAACAACAUCAACAGCGCCCACAACGUCUCCUAAGAAGCCCGAGAGCACAAGUACGAGUCCUGAUGAUGCAGAGAAGAAGAAGAUGCACUCUUCAGCUUUCAGGAAUUACCUCAACAGAGACGGACCACGAGCCCUGGGAUCCAAGGAAAUCCCGAAGGGAGCAGAGAACUGUUUGGAGGACUGCGUGUUCGUACUGACGGGAGUCCUCGAGUCGAUGGAGAGAGACGAUGCCAAAGCUCUCAUCGAGCGCUACGGAGGCAAAGUGACGGGCAACAUCAGCAAGAAGACCACCUACCUGGUCCAGGGCAGAGACAGUGGAGUGUCAAAGCUUGAGAAGGCUGAGAGUUUAGGCACCAAGAUCCUGGAUGAGGAUGGUUUGUUGGAGCUGAUCAGAACCAAACCAGGAAAAAAGUCCAAGUAUGAGAUCGCUGCAGAAGCUGAGAGCAAAGCCUCAAAAACUAGGUCUCCUCCAAGUCAGAGAUCGAAGAGCACCCCCAAAGCUCAGAAGACCUCCCCCUCCAAGGGUAACUCCCGGUCGCCUCAGACCCCGAGCCCCUCCAAGACUGGCCAGGCACAAAGUCGCAGACCCAGGACCAGCGGUAGCAGCACUCCAUCUGGGAGAGGCUGCGGACAAACAGCCCGGAGGGAGCUGGACCUUCCCUCCUCCUCGUCUUCUUCAGCUGCAGGACCCUCACCCCCAUCACCCCAGUGGGAGGCUGCCACUCUGCUGUGGGUGGACAAGUAUCGUCCCCGUAGUCUGAAGGCUGUGAUCGGCCAGCAGGGGGACCAGAGCUGCACCAACAAGCUGCUCCGCUGGCUGCAGAACUGGUACAAACACCACAGUGGAGGCCUGGACAAACCUGCAGUAGCAAGGUUUAGUAAAUUUGGAGGAGGGAAAGAUGACGGGUCAGGAUACAAAGCUGCUCUGCUCUCUGGACCUCCGGGAGUGGGGAAGACCACCACUGCUGCACUGGUCUGUGAGGAGCUGGGCUUCAGCUACGUGGAGAUGAAUGCCAGCUGCACCCGCAGCAAAAACAGCCUGAAGGAAGUCGUAGCAGAGUCACUGAACAACACCAGCAUCGAGAACUUUUACAAAGGAACGUCUCAGACAGUGACCAGUAAGCACGUCCUGAUCAUGGAUGAGGUGGAUGGUAUGGCUGGUAAUGAAGACCGUGGAGGAAUCCAGGAAAUGAUCGGUCUGAUCAAAAACUCAAAGAUUCCCAUCAUCUGCAUGUGCAACGACCGCAACCAUCCGAAGAUCAGAUCGUUGGCCAAUUACUGCUUCGAUCUGCGCUUCCAGAGGCCGCGGGUGGAGCAGAUCAAGGGAGCCAUGAUGUCUAUUGCUUAUAAGGAAGGAAUUAGGAUCCCUCCACCAGCUCUGAAUGAAAUAAUCUUAGCCUCCAACCAGGACGUGCGACAGGUGAUUCACAACCUGAGCAUGUGGUCAGCCAAAGACAAGGUGAUGACGUAUGACCAGUGCAAGGCUGACGCAGCCAGCGCCCGCAAGGACAUGAAGCUGGGGCCGUUUGACGUCUGCAGGAAGGUGUUCGCCUCGGGAGAAGAAACGGCCCACAUGAGCCUCAUCGAUAAGUCCGACCUCUUCUUCCACGACUACUCACUGGCGCCGCUGUUUGUCCAGGAGAACUACCCGCACGUUCGUCCAGCUGCGGCUCGCGGAGAUAUGAAGGCCCAUCUGGUGCUGCUCAGCAAGACUGCCGACUCCAUCGCUGACGGCGACCUGGUGGACAGGCGGAUCCGGUCGGGACAAAACUGGUCCCUGCUUCCCACUCAGGCCAUCUAUGCCAGCGUGUUACCAGGCGAGCUAAUGAGAGGCUACAUGUCUCAGUUCCCAGUGUUCCCCAGUUGGCUCGGCAAGAACUCCUCUACUAAUAAACAUUCCCGCAUCGUACAAGAGCUGACCUCACACAUGAGCUUAAAGACCCUGAGCAGCAGACAGGCUGUGAACCUGGACUACCUUCACUACCUGCGACAGGCGCUGCUGCAUCCGCUUCAGAGGCAUGGAGCUGAGGGCGCCGCCCAGGCCGUGAAGCUCCUGGAUGACUACCAGCUCCUCAAGGAGGACGUGGACAGCAUCAUGGAGACCAGCGUCUGGGGCGGGCAGCCUGACCCUUACGCCAAACUAGACUCCAAGGUGAAGGCAGCUUUCACACGGGCGUACAACAAAGAGGCCCACCUGACGCCGUAUUCUUUGCAAGCCGUGAAGAAAGGUCGCAGAGGUGGAGGGGACCUGGAAUUGGGAGGAGAGGAGGGCCCAGAUGAUCAGCAGUCUGAUGACGAAGCAGAGGGCCUCAAAACUGACGCUAUGAUCAAACAGAAGAAGACCAAAACAACUAAAGAGUCGACUAAGGAGAAGAAGGAAGAUUCUGGGAAGGGCAAAGGCAAGGGGAAAGGCAAAGCUAAGAAGUGAUGAGGAGAGAACAGUCCUGGACUCCUUUUACAGACCAACUCCUCUGCACUUAAAUCAAUCUGUUAAGCAUCAGGAUGAAGGGAAACUCAGCUGGUGUUCAUCUAUCAUUUACUCCAACAAUGACUGCUGCUUUUUUAACUUCCAGCAUCUACAUAUGGAACAGACGCUGCUUGUAAUCUGCCUGUUGUCCCAUUAUCAUGUCUGUGUCCAUCUGCAGGUAUGUGUCUCAUCAGUAGUGUGCAUCGCUUCUGGCUUCAGGUUCUGGUCCAGCUAUUGUAGAUGUAAAUAACGUGACUAUGACAAGGAAGACUGUUAUCGUUUGCUACAACCGUAACACAGAAAUGUCUGUGUUACAGUUGUAGCAAACGAUAACAGUCUCUCAGUUACUCCUUGGAGAUUAUUUACUUGUAAAUUGCAAUUUUCUAAUAGAGGAAUAUGUUGCUCAUA